Neoarthrinium moseri is the source of this 1668-nucleotide messenger RNA. RefSeq lists its product as uncharacterized. Gene Ontology annotation, biological process: lipid metabolic process. The transcript has a single exon. Gene Ontology annotation, molecular function: phosphoric diester hydrolase activity. The record is from RefSeq and is a predicted model, not a curated record. Bases 1 to 1668 code for a protein of 555 amino acids. Lineage: Eukaryota; Fungi; Ascomycota; Sordariomycetes; Amphisphaeriales; Apiosporaceae.
AUGAGCCAAAUCGACUUACCCUUUAUUGGUAGCAUCAUUACUGAUGCUCAGAACACGAUCAACACGGUAGUCAAAGAAGGAGAACGCAUCGUGAAAGAAGGGACAGAUGCAGUACAAGAAGGUGGGCGUUUGCUGAAGGAAGGAGCAGAACGUGUCGUCGAUGAAGGGGCUCAUAUGAUACGGCAAGGGGGGCUUGGCGCAUUAAACGCUUUUAGCCCUGUCAGCAAGCGCGUCCAGGUGUAUUCUUGGGUUGCAAAGGACAACUAUUCAGUGGAAUUCUCUGUGCCAGGCAAGAAAAUACGCAAGAACCAACGAUACAGCUGGAGCAACGAUGACCUCGAGGUAGACUCAAGGAGCCUCCAAGAUACCUUCGACGGCCAGUUCAUAUUCCGGGUCUACAACGGAAAUGGCGCUGAAGUUUUCAGCCGUACGAACACCAUCAACGCUGCGACCGGUUUCAUUCAGAGCGGAAACAUGACCAGUCUAGACGAGAUGCAGCCUCAGCUCGUUAACAACGGCGAGGCAGUUGUAGCGUUUGGCUUCUACGAUGCAGGGCCUGGGUGGGCAGGUCUUCCACGGGCUCAUCAAUGCUGGGUCACAGUUACGCCCAACUGGGCGGGAUGGAUGGCAUCAGUGGCUCCGCUUGGGUCAGAGCAAGCCAAAAAGCCAUUCAAUACCUUCGUACUACCAGGAGGCCACGACUGUGGCAUGAAUAGCAUGGAGACGUUUGGAAAUAUUUGGAGUCAUGUCCACGAUGCCCAUGAUGUGGUCUCCAAAAUAGCCGGGCCCUUGAAUUUGCCAUCCCAGAUUACUGGAGUAUUAGCUGAAGUGGCUCCAUAUGUCAUCUCUGGACUCUCAAGGACCCAAACGGCCGGCAUCACCAGCUCAAUGUUGCUUGGCGCCAGAUACUUUGAGUUCCGGCCUGCGGAGAUGUCGACCUUUUUUGAUUUCGCUCCCCGUGAUGGGGAAUUGUACUAUCAGCAUAUGCUUAUUCCUGGAAUAUCGUUUAUGCGCUUCUUAGCAGAGGUCAUCAGCUUUCUGAGGCAAAAUCAGGGCGAAAUUGCUGUUCUUCAGAUUCGAUGCGACGGUGUUCAUGAAACAUGUGUUCGACCAUCGCAUGAAGUAGUGGAACAUUGGAUCGAGAGAGGUUUGAAAGAGUGGGGUGAAGAUGUCAUCAAGACGGGAAACAAAGACGAUAUGAAGAACUCAGUCGCUUGGCUUCGAAACAAACAAAAACGCCUCAUCGUCUUGCAAGAUAUCGGACAAUACAGCUCCUAUAUGGAGGACGAGUACAAGACGUUUGACGGUUCAAAUAUCGUGAAGGUGUUUGAAGGUUUCCUCAAAAACGCUAGCACCAGUUUGAAGGGUAACGAUCUUGCGGUGUGGCAAUGUCAAGCAACCUCGACUCUAAAAUGGGCCGCUGAUCUCGCUUCUAUCCUGAAGCCCAGCUCUCUUGCCUUGACUUCGCCGCUGCUUGCUACCAAGGCGCGGUGUGACACUCAAACAUUGCCCUGGCUGCUGAACAACGUCUUUCCCACUAUGCGGGCAACUGUUUUACAGGCUAUCAUCAACGAUUUUCUGGAUGGCGCGACCGUGGAUGUUGCUAUUGCGCUCAGUCAGAAGUACUUCGACGACAAGACGGUUGGCCCUGCGACUGACCCCCAAUAG